This is a messenger RNA of Aspergillus heteromorphus CBS 117.55, 1688 nucleotides long. Its product is annotated as MFS transporter. Gene Ontology annotation, cellular component: plasma membrane. Gene Ontology annotation, biological process: transmembrane transport. Lineage: Eukaryota; Fungi; Ascomycota; Eurotiomycetes; Eurotiales; Aspergillaceae. Gene Ontology annotation, molecular function: transmembrane transporter activity. The record is from RefSeq and is a predicted model, not a curated record. The transcript is spliced from 9 exons. Bases 52 to 1503 code for a protein of 483 amino acids.
CUUGCCCCCUUGACUGUUUGGACGGUUUUCGGUGCGAUCGCGCGAUAGAAGAUGGUCGAGGACGAAAAACAGCCGAUCGAAAAUGGGGAGGCCUCGCCUCCGCCGUCGACAUAUGCCGUCAACGAGCGCAAGUUGAUGGCCAAGAUAGACUGGCACGUUCUGCCGUGUCUGUGCGCCAUGUAUCUGUUUGCUUUUUUGGACCGAGUGAAUAUCAGCAAUGCGGCGACGCUGGGAAUGGAAUCCGACCUUCAUAUCGAGAAAGGCACGAAAUAUAACACCGCGUUGACGAUUUUCUUCGUUCCGUACAUUAUCUUUGAGAUUCCGUCGAAUAUUCUGAUGAAGAAGCUGAAGCCUCAUCUUUGGUUGGCGCUGUGCAUGUUUGGCUUCGGGGUGGUGAUGAUCUGUCAGGGUUUGGUCCAGAACUGGGGCGGGCUGAUGGCCACCCGUUGGUUCCUGGGCAUGUUUGAGACGGGGCUGUUUCCGGGCUGUUUCUACCUCCUGGGCAUGUGGUACAAGCGCAGCGAGGCGCAGAAGCGCUUCAGUUUCUUCUUCAGCUCGACGACUCUCGCCGGUGCGUUCGGCGGUUUGCUGGCGAGUGGACUUGGGAAGAUGAAUGGCAUUCGGGGCCUUGCCGGAUGGCGAUGGGUGUUCAUCAUCGAGGGCAUCAUCACCUGUCUGGUCGCGAUUACGUGCUACUUCCUCCUGACGGACUUCCCGGAGGACGCGACAUGGCUGAGCCAUGAGGAGAGAACAUUUCUGCGGGAGAAGCUGGCCAAGGACGUCGGAAAGGCCAAUUUUGAUGCCAAAAUGACUUUCCGUGAUGUUUUGGAUGUGUUCAAGGAUUACAAAAUCUUCAUCGGCGGAUUGAUGUACUUCGGACAGGUCGUCACAGCCUACGGCUACGCGUACUUCGCCACGACGAUCAUCAAGACGUUCGGCUACAGCUCCAUCCAAACCCAACUGUACACGAUCCCACCCUGGGCCGCCGCCUUCGGAUGCUCGAUGGUCAUCGCCUAUCUCUCGGAUCGCUUCCAGCACCGGUUCCUCUUCACUUUGAUCCCGAUGCUGAUCGCGAUGGCGGGCUUCGGCAUCCUGCUCAACAUCCACGACACGGCGCAACACCACAUCCAAUACGGGGCGCUGUUCCUCGUCACGAGCGGCUGCUACAGCGCCAUGCCGGUGCUGGUGUGCUGGUUCGCGAUGAACCUGGGUGGCCACCGACGACGAAGCGUGGGAACAGCCUGGCAGAUUGGAUUCGGAAAUAUCGGCGGCAUCAUCUCCACCUACUCCUUCCUCUCCAAAGACGCCCCCUUCUACCGCAACGGAUACAUCAUCGGCAUGUCCUUCCUGUGUUUCUCCGCCGCCAUGUCCAUCUCCUAUUUCCUCGCCAUCUGGCACCAGAACCGGAAACGCGACCGGGCGGCGAUCGAUCCGGCGAAUAUCUCAGAAGAGGAGGAGGAGCGGUUAGGCGAUAUGUCGCCAUCCUAUCGCUACGCUUAUUGAUGACGCCCUGGCCUGGGCUGAGUAGAUAGGGCUCGAUUUGUUUGCGGUUUGCUGUUGUUUCCUGAAAAGAAGUUCUAGAAUUAUGGUGGCUCCGGUAUCGGGGUCUAAUGCAUACUUAAUGCUGUUCGGGGAUUGCCGACGGCCAUGAUGUGAUGAAUCGAUUGGUUCGGCUGCCUGUGGUGGCU